Messenger RNA from Syngnathoides biaculeatus (alligator pipefish), 4279 nucleotides. Its product is annotated as gastrula zinc finger protein XlCGF8.2DB-like. The record is from RefSeq and is a predicted model, not a curated record. Gene Ontology annotation, biological process: regulation of transcription by RNA polymerase II. The transcript is spliced from 2 exons. Gene Ontology annotation, molecular function: DNA-binding transcription factor activity; RNA polymerase II cis-regulatory region sequence-specific DNA binding. NCBI's taxonomy places the organism in Eukaryota, Metazoa, Chordata, Actinopteri, Syngnathiformes, Syngnathidae. The coding region runs from base 182 to 1336 and encodes 384 amino acids.
AGAUGGCUGCCGCGUGACAAUCGGUGAGCUGCCUAAAAAACUCCAACGAAGAAGAAAAGGGCGGAAGUUUGUAAUAGAAUUGGCGACAAUACACAAACGUGUCAGUUGUGUGCUCUUGGUCCCUAAAAGAGGAUAUUAAAUCGUUGAAAGAGUUGAUAUACCUGUCGGGGGAAAAAAAACAAUGGCGUCGUCCCAGGAGCAUGUUCGUCGAGCGUGGGGAGAGAAUGAGCGGCAGCACGACGACACUUUCUUGGCUCCAAUCGUUUUGCACAUUCAAGACAUCCAUCAGCUGAUUGCUCGCCAAGAGGAACUUCCCCCUCACCCGCAGGAAAGGGGAUCCAGUGUGGAAAAUCCACAGCCCUGCCACAUUAAAGAGGAAGAGGCGGAGGUGGACGUCAGCGAGUUUCCCCUAACUGUCGUCGUUGUGAAGAACGAACAUGACCACGAUGACCCAUCUGAGUGGUCGGAGCUUCAUCGUCACAGUCCAAGUGGAGACCACCGUGGACCACCACCAAUACCCAAACUCUUAGCUCCACUGUCACAUAGUCACAGCACAGAAAAACCAUUAAAGAGCGAUGCAGGGUGUAAAGGUGAUGAGAAACACUCAAAAAAGGAUCUUGUCAAAAAAACAUCUCACGCAUUUACGAGAAGUCAUAGACCAAAAGAAUCUUUAAUGUGCUCAGUUUGUGGUCGAAGAGUCGUGAAAAAGUCAGACAUGGCGGUACACAUGAGGACGCACACGGGUGAAAAAACAUUUAGUUGUUCAGUUUGUGGCGAUAAAUUCCGCCACAAGGUCUCUUUGGUUGCUCACACUGCAACACACACGGGAGAAAAACUUUUCACUUGCCCCUUUUGUAAUAAAAGCUUUUCUUAUAAGCACCGCUGGAAAGCGCACGUACAAACACACACGGGAGAAAAACCUUUCAGUUGCUCAAUUUGCAAUGAAAGCUUUUCGUAUAAGUACGAUUUGACGAGACACGUGAGGACACACACGAGAGAGAAACGCUUUAGUUGUUCAGUUUGUGGUGAAAGCUUUGCACAAAAGGCCAACUUGAUUGCGCACAGCAUAACGCAUUUAGAAAAUCCUUUUACUUGCUCAGUUUGUAGUAAAAGUUUUGCGGUGAAAGACAACAUGAGUCGACACAUGAGAACGCACACUGGAGAAAAGCCUUAUUGUUGCUCAGUUUGUGGGGAAAAAUUUGCUCACAAGGCCUCUUUGACUGCACACAUGUCAACACACACGGGAGAAAAACCAUACAAGUGCUCAACUUGUGGCAAGAGCUUUUCCUAUAAGCAGAAUUUGAACGCUCACAUGCGGAGACACAAUGGGAAAUGAAAUUUUAUCUGGGCUAAAACAUGCAGCCCGCUCCCUAUUUCCCAUUUGAGGCCAUUCAGCUUUUGAAAGUUAUGAUUUUGAAAUGCAGUAUAUGGGUCAUUUUCAUGUAAUUGGAUUUAUAACAAAAAAGACAUACCCCACUGAUUUUCAUUUUAAAAAUGAAUUAAUUUUACUAUGUGUAUUUGAAUGAUUGACAUUUGUUGGAUGUUAACUAAUGUUUUAGUAGUUAUUAUGAAAAACAAGUUCGAAAGUGGUGGCACAGUGGAGCAGCUGGUAACGCAUUGGUCUCACAGUUCUGAGGACACUGGUUCGAUCCCGGCACCGCCUGUGUGGAGUUUUCAUGUUCUCCCCGUGCCUGCGUGGGUUUUCUCUGGGCACUGCGGUUUCCUCCCACAUCCCAAAACCAUGCAACAUGAAUUGGACACUCUAAAUUGUUCCUCGGUGUGAUUGUGAGUGCGACUGCUGACAGUUUCCAUGUGCCCUGCGAUUGGCUGGCAACCAGUUCAGGUGUACCCCGCCUCCUGCUCAUUGAUAGCUGGGAUAGGCUGCAGCACUCCCUGCGACCCUCGUGAGGAUAAGCAGCAAGGAAAAUGAAUGGAUGGAUGGAAGUUCUAAAGUAUUAGUUGUCACUCUUUUAAUAUUCAAGCGUCUCUAAUCGUGAAUGAAUAUUUUUCCUUUAUAGCAUGUUGUCUGAAGGUGCCAAUUACAUUUUGGUAUGUACAGUAUAAGAUUUAUCUCCUGUUAACUUCCACAAAUGCAUCUUGGUGUCUCUGUCAGACUAAUCUUCCUCAUCUUUAUUGGCCAAGAAUUUGUCUCUGGUAUUCGCAGCCACUGUCGUACGACAACACACAUCCACGAUGACAAAUAUAGAUUUAGGGUGGAGAACCUUUGAGCAAUGAAAGGGUAAACUAAUGUAGUAAUCGUCAUAUGUAAAAAUAACAGUAAAAUGAUGUCCUAAAGUCCUCAAGCAAUUGACCGGUCCGUAUAGAGCACUUAACCACGCCUCCUGAAGUGACGUCACGCCACGUGCGCUGACGUAAGACAAACAGUAAAAAUGGCAAAUACAAUACAAUACAUUCUGAACUGAGACAGACUCCAUGCUUCUGAUUUCAUUCAAAUCAACGAUAUAUUAUAGAUUCUAAAUACAAUACAUUCUUAACUGAGAGAGACGCCAUGCUUCUGAUUUCAUUAAAUCUUUCACAUGUAGCAAUGUUAUGCUAGCGGAGAACGUCUCAUGCAUUUAUACGAGACGUGUAUUAAAAAUCAAAUUUAGGGCAUAUCUUCGUGCAAACACAGUCUGGUUAAGCUUCGGCCGCGAACCAGCAAGAAAUCACUAUGUUUGUGCAGAGUCCGAUAAUCGCUAAAUAUCGCUCAACAAAGAAUAAGUGUGUCAAUCGUUCACACUUAGCGGUGUUAUGCUAGCGGAGAACGUCUCAUUCAUUUAUACGAGACGUGUAUUAAAAAUCAAAUUUAGGGCAUAUCUUCGUGCAAACAGUCUGGUGAAGCUUCGGCCGCGAGCCUGCACAAACUCAAUGUUUGUGCAGUCCGAUCAUCGCUAAAUAUCGCUCAACAAAGAAUAAGUGUGUCAAUCGUUCACACGUAGCGGUGUUAUGCUAGUGGAGAACAUCUCAUUCAUUUAUAUGAGACGUGUAUUAAAAAUCUAAUUUAGGGCAUAUCUUCGUGCAAACACAGUCUGGUUUAGCUUCGGUCGGGAGCCAGCAAGAAAUCAAUACGUUUGUGCUGGCCGAUCAUCGCUAAAUAUCGCUCAACAAAGAAUAAGUGUGUCAAUCGUUCACACUCAGCAGUGUUAUGCUGGCGAAGAAGUUCGAAUUCCUUUAUGCGAGACAUGUAUUGAAAAUCAAAUAUAGGGCAUACCUUCGUGCAAACAUAUGUGUUCCGGUUGAUAAUGCGGUCUUCCACAAAGUUUGAUCCAUCGAAGACAUUUUUCGUACUGGGUCUUCGGUUUUGGAAAGGGUACGAAUCGAACUCCACCAACUAGCCUUUCAGGAUACCUGUCGUCACUAUUACAAAGUCCGUGACUACACCUCUUCACCAUAUUUUUGUUAAAUAACCCAAAUAUGCGAUAAAACGCUAACUAAACCUAUACUGGACCAUGCAAUGUUGUCUGAGAAAAUGGCGGGAGCAAAAACGGGCUUUGGUUUAUGCAGAUCUCUGGCCUCUGAUUGGUCAGUGACGCGGAUUGUGCAAUAUCCACGGAGGGGUCAAUUGUAAGGCAAUCUUUAAGAGUUCCUUUGGCUAAUUUUUGUCACGUCCCAUCGGAACGAGAUGUAGGACCCAAAUGCAGGAACUCUGAAGACGCAAGGUAGUUCAAGAAGAGACACGUUUAUUGUAUGCAGAGGUCGGGGAUCGAGCAGGCAGUCCGGUGCAGCAGCGGUAGUUGGGACGUCAAGCGACGAGAACAGAUGAGCGGACAGGCAGGAGUCUGUACACGAGGAAACAACGUAGGCAGAAGUGUCAAGGAGUCAGGCUUACAGGGUUGGUCGGAGAACGGACGAAGGUCGGUACACACAGGUUCUGUCAGGAAUACGAGAGUGCAGGAACAGGACAUAAAGCUCAACGAACUGGCCGCGGACCAGUCGUCACCGGGUCCUAUAUAUACACAGGGGAUGAUCCGACCGCAUGAGUCGCAGGUGUGUGCCUCCCAAUUAGCGCAGCCGCGCGGGCACCCGCACAGCUCGUACCGAAGCGGCUGGAUCAUGACAAUUUUUGUUUUGUUUUGGUUUAACAAAUGGUGUUUCUUUGUUAUUAUGUUGUUUCAAUAUGUUAAAGAAAUCUAUGAGCUGAAGUGCCAGGAUGGACCAGCAAUUUUACAUUCACACACUAACAGACAGCAAAAUAGAUGGACUUAAAAUAGAUGGAUUUCUGAUCUAAUGUACUUUUGAAUUUGUGACAGUUUCCGCACAGUUGCACGUCAGCCAUUAG